AUGGCAGAGGAAAUGUUAUUAGCAGAAGAUGGGAAAUGUGUGGGGUCUCUCACCAAGUCGCUGCUGGCCGUGGCUUUCCUGGCCUCGUUCGGUAGCUCCAUGCUCUAUGGCUACAACCUGGCUGUCGUCAACUCUCCUGCAGAGUACAUCAAGGCAUUCUAUAACCAGACGAUGGUAGCAAGGAACGGAAAGGGUCUGGACGACAAGAAGCUUACGUUGUUCUACUCUGUCACCGUGUCUGUGUUUGCCAUCGGGGGCAUGGUGGGCAGCCUCAUGGUGGGCAUACUAGUCACCAGAUUUGGAAGGAAAGGGACCCUGGUGAGAAUCACAUGUCUGGUGUUUAUAGCUGGAGCCUUCAUGGGCUUCAGCAGGACCUUUGGCUCUCCAGAGAUGAUCAUUGUUGGACGCUUCAUCACAGGGGUACACUCAGGUAUCUCUCUGUGUGUGGUGCCAAUGUAUCUUGGGGAGAUAGCACCUAAGAACCUGCGAGGCUUCCUGGGCCUCGUGCCUAGCAUCUUUAUCUGUCUAGGAGUCUUCAUCGCUCAGAUCCUGGGACUACAUGAACUACUGGGAAAGGAAGAGCACUGGCCCCUCUUCCUGUCUCUGGUGGUGAUCCCCACCCUGUUCCAGCUGAUGCUGUUGCCAUGGUUCCCAGAGAGCCCGCGGUACCUGCUCAUAGAGAAGAGGAAUGUCCACGCCACCAUCACAGCUCUGAAGUGGUACCGGUCCAAAGUGAACAUCCAGGCAGAGAUCGAGGAGAUGCAGGAGGAGCAGCGGUCCAUGUCCUCGGUCCAGACCGUGUCAGUCAUCGGUCUGCUGAAGGACCGGAGCGUCCGAUGGCAGGUCAUCACUAUAGUGGUGGUCAAUAUCGGCAUGCAGCUGUCCGGUAUCGACGCGAUCUGGUUCUAUACCAACGCCAUCUUUGAGAACGCAGGUAUCCCAGUCCCUCAGAUCCAGUACACCACGGUUGGAACCGGAGCCAUCGAGGUUAUCGCUGGAUGCGUAGGGUGCUUCACCAUUGAACGGCUGGGCAGAAGACCUCUGAUGAUUGGUGGAUUUACCUUCAUGGGAAUUUGCUGUGCAGGGAUCACGCUCUCCCUCAUGUUCCAGUCCCACUACAUCAGUGUUGCCUGUGUGGUGGGGAUCAUCGCUGGCUUCUGUAUAGGACCAGCUGGAGUACCCUUCCUGAUUACAGCAGAGCUGUUUAAGCAGUCCCAUCGUCCGGCUGCCUACACCGUGGCUGGAUGCCUCAACUGGCUGUCCAACUUCACCAUCGGCUUUGUCUUCCCCUUCCUACAGAUGUCGGCAGGGGCCUACUGCUACCUGGUGUUCUUUGGCGUGUGCAUGGCAGUGGCGGCCUACGUCUUCUUCAUCGUCCCCGAGACCAAGAACAAGACAUUUGUGGAGAUCAGCCAGAUGUUCGCGGCCAGGAACGGCAUGCUGGAGGAGGAGAGCAGCGAACUGGGCGUCGUUAACAACCUCAAACUAGCCAAGAUGAACGGCUAUGGUGCCGUCGACCUGGAGUACGAAGUGAUGGAGAAGAAGAAGUAG
Salvelinus namaycush (lake trout) is the source of this 1551-nucleotide messenger RNA. Its product is annotated as solute carrier family 2, facilitated glucose transporter member 9-like. NCBI's taxonomy places the organism in Eukaryota, Metazoa, Chordata, Actinopteri, Salmoniformes, Salmonidae. The transcript has 12 exons. Gene Ontology annotation, cellular component: membrane. The coding region runs from base 1 to 1551 and encodes 516 amino acids. Gene Ontology annotation, molecular function: hexose transmembrane transporter activity. Gene Ontology annotation, biological process: monosaccharide transmembrane transport. The record is from RefSeq and is a predicted model, not a curated record.